Lolium perenne is the source of this 2279-nucleotide messenger RNA. Its product is annotated as protein MONOCULM 1. The record is from RefSeq and is a predicted model, not a curated record. Lineage: Eukaryota; Viridiplantae; Streptophyta; Magnoliopsida; Poales; Poaceae.
UGCACACCUUGCCGGGAAAAUCACGAUGCCACCUUUCCUCCCCUCUCUCCUCCUACUAGAUCCUAGAGAGAGAAAGGCACCUCAGACCUCUCUCUAGAGAGCUGCCCUAUUGCAUAGUCUACUAGUGGAAGGGAACGCCUGUAGUGUGUGUGCGUGUGGCAGAUGAUCGAUCAUGUCCCUCUGUCACCCGAGCAGCUGCGGCAGCACCAGCAAGCUCACAAGAUGCCGCGGCCACCUCCGCUUCCGCGCUAUUAAGCGGCCCGAGCCAUGCGCUGCGCCCACCGCCUGAUGCUUCUGACGCCAUGCUCGAACCGCCCGAGCCUGACGACGACGCCGUCUCGCUGCCGCGCGCACCGGUGGCCGCCUCACCGAGGGUGCUCGUCCUCACGUGCGCCGACCUGCUGCAUCGAGGGGACCUCGAGGGGGCACGGCGCAUAGCGGGCGCCGUGCUCUCCAGUACCGACCCCCGGGGCGACGCGGCCGACCGCCUCGCGCACCACUUCGCCAGAGCGCUCGCUCUACGGGCCGACGAGGGACACGGCGGCGGCGCGCCAGCGGUCGUGGGCGUGGGCGGGGGGCCGGCCUCGUCCACGGCGUACCUGGCGUACAACAAGAUCGCGCCGUUCCUGCGGUUCGCGCACCUGACGGCCAACCAGGCGAUCUUGGAGGCCGCCGCCGGCGCCCGGCGCUUGCACAUCGUGGACCUCGACGCCUCGCACGGCGUGCAGUGGCCGCCGCUCCUGCAGGCCAUCUGCGACCGCGCCGAUGCUAACCUCGGCCCGCCCGAGGUCAGGAUCACCGGCGCCGGGCCCGACCGCGACGUGCUUCUUCGCACCGGCGACCGCCUCCGCGCCUUCGCCAGCUCCCUCAACCUCCCAUUCCGCUUCCACCCGCUGCUCCUGCCUUGCACGGGCCAGCUCGCAGCCGACCCGGCCACUGGCCUUGAGCUGCACCCGGACGAGACGCUGGCCGUCAACUGCGUGACGUUCCUCCACCGGCUCUCACGGGACGGCGAGCUCGCCGCGUUCUUGAGGUGGGUCCGUUCGAUGAACCCCGCCGUGGUGACCGUCGCUGAGAGGGAAGGAAGCGCAGGCGGAGGAGAUGACGACGACGACCUGCCGCGGCGAGUGGCCGCGGCAAUGGACUUCUACUCGGCGGUGUUCGACGCGCUGGAGGCCACGGUGCCGCCGGGCUGCGCGGAACGGCUGUCUGUGGAGCAGGAGAUCCUCGGCACAGAGAUCGACGCGGUGGUGGCCGGGCCCGGCGGCGGCGGCGGCCGGCCCCGCGGCUUCGAGGAGUGGGCGGCGGCCGCUCACGCCGCGGGGCUCUCGCCGCAGCCGGCGAGCACGUUUGCGGCCGCACAGGCGCGGCUGCUGCUACGGCUGCACUACCCGUCGGAGGGGUAUGCGGCGGAGGAGGCCCGCGGCGCGUGCUUUCUUGGCUGGCAGACGCGGACGCUCAUGUCCGUCUCGUCGUGGCACUAGCAAUGCAAGUGACCCAUCCGUGCUGUUCCACCAUGGGUGCUUCAUUGAUUGCUUCUUGCUCCCAAGAUAGCUACUCCAUCGCAUUGCCGCAACAACCCUGAUGAGCAAGAAGAUCGGUUUUGCUGAGGUUUCAGAGAGGGAAUGAAGAAUGGGGAUGUGCAUGCAUGCAUGGAAGAAACGACCUACUGGAGCUAUGAUGAUCGAGAGAAGUGAAGAUCGAGGAAGGCGAAGAUGAAUUGAAGAGGAGAAGGCUGUGUGUGCUCCACGGAUACGUUGCAUGACAAGGCGUCAAUCGCCAUUGGAAGAUCUUGGAGAAGAUCUUUGGCAUUCAACUUGGCAGAGGUACAAAAUCAUGUUGAGUUUCCGAGCCAUUCGUGCUGACAAGAAGCUAACCAUGCAUCACAUGAUCAGAUCAUGCAAGGCCAAUACGGGAACUCAAAAUUCAUGGAGCUCUGUGGACUGUCUAUGCAUAGGAUGGUCAAGCAGCCUAUGAUGUCGUCAAACAAACUAUGCUAAUUAAGAGGAACUGGAAUUUAAAUUGGUUCUUGUUGGUAUCAUGGGAAUGAUCUUAUCAGGUUGGAACUAAUAUCCCAAUUUGUUCGAAGGGAACAUUUAUUACUCCCCUCGUUUCCUUUUAUAAGACGUUUGAGGUCUUUUAUAGAUUCACUCACUUUAGUUUGUAUCUAGUCUACUUUUGUGUGUAGGUUCACUCAUUUUGGUUCAUAUCUUGUCAACUUUUAAACAUAUAAAAUAUCUUAUAUUAGUGAACAAAGGGUGCACAUGUUUUUCUUUAAA